AUGAUGGAAGGAAAAGCCAAUGAGCUACCCGAUUUUCAAGUAUUUCGGACGGUAAUAAAAUACUGCUUGUUCAUUAUUAUCGUGCCGGUAGUAUCGUUUUUCGUAUCUAAAUUGAUACUUUUCGAUGCUGUGUUUCGUCUUGAAGCUGUAUCCAGUAGCAUAUAUUCUGCUGUAGUAGCGGUAAUCGUGUUACAUGUUACUCUAGGCCUCUAUAUUUACAAAGCCUACGGUGAAUCGGAGAAACCGUCUAAACCCCUCAAAAAGAUUUCUUAA
Messenger RNA from Danaus chrysippus (African queen), 273 nucleotides. The record is from the annotation of a GenBank genome assembly. Lineage: Eukaryota; Metazoa; Arthropoda; Insecta; Lepidoptera; Nymphalidae.